CUCUGCUCCCGGGGGGGGGGGCCUGCGAGUCCCGGAGCUGCUGCCCUCCCUGACCCCCCCCCCCCGGCUCUGCCCCCCUGAGCGCCUGCAGGAGCCGAGCCAGCGCCGGGAGAGCGACCGUCUCGGGCCGGCCAGGGACCGAGUCUCCCGGGCAGAGGGGAUGGAGAAGGGGCCGGAGAGAGAGAACAAAAUUUCAGGAGGGAUCAAUGCUCCCAUUCAGGGCAAGAUUUUCAAAAGUGCUCAGCUGCUAACACCUCCCCACAGAGAACAAUGGAGAUGCCCCCCAUGGAGAACAAUGGCGAGUGCCCCCUCCCCGUGGAGAAUAGUGGGAGUUGCUGAGGGCCUGAAGAAAGGAUAGAAAGUCUGAGGCUGUCUUUGCUGCCAACAAAGGGGGUGUUUUUACAGCAGGAGAUAGCUAACAUCCUUUUGUUUUCCUGCUGUAAAAUCUUAGUGGAGAAAUGACUUGAAUUUUUCCUAUGAUGUAGCUACUCAAGGACAAACCCAGGAGUGGAGAGGGGCGGUAUAGUGUUGACCUCACCAUGCGGUAAAAAUCUGGCUGCACCCUGUCUCCACUGGCAUUUUACCAAGAAUUGGCUGUCAUUUGUCUUGUAAAAAACUAAAACGAAACCCCUCUUCUGGCAGUAGAGACAGCCUACCAAAGGCAGCAGGAGGUGAGGAGGUUCCCAGCUCCCAGACCUGCCUAGAUCCCUUUCCUGCAGCAUCCCUGGGCAGAUUCAUUUUCCUGGGAACAGGGCAAGGAGCAGAGAGAGGGAAAGCCAGCUCCUGAUAAUGCCAAGGAGUAUCCCCCAAAGCUGCUCCUUUGAGUCUGCUUUUUAUGAUGAUUAUUAUUGCUCUUUUCAGGCACACAAAAGUGGCCUGGGCGCUUUGCAGAAAGAAGUAUAUGUAUAUAGUCCACAGCCAAUUCAUAUAUUCUGUGGCCAGAAGGGACCAUUUUGAUCAUCUAGGCUGAUCUCUUUCAACACACAGCUGUGAGUGACAAGAAGGAGAACAGUCUGAGAUGGAAGAACCAUACAAGAUGUCUCUGACAAGAUCCAAAGGCAAUGUUUCUGAGAGCCCUGAGCAGGAAAAAACCCCUAGGAGUCCAGGAGACUCAGAAGCACAGCAGCAAAACACUCCAGAGGAAAGUAAAUCUGCUCACAGUGGGCGAGGUGUGAGGAAACGCAAAGGCACCAUCGUCCGCCGGAGAACAUUCAUGGGGGAGAGGCCCAACAUCUGCAUUGAGUGUGGGAAAAGCUUCCUUCAGAGCUCAGACCUUAUUAAUCAUCGGCGAAUCCAUACGGGAGAGAAACCCUAUAAAUGCAUUGACUGCGGGAAAAGCUUCAGUGUCAGCUCAAACCUUAUCCGACACCAGAGAACGCACACGGGAGAGAAACCCUAUAACUGCCCUGACUGUGGGAAAAACUUCACGGACAAGUCUACCCUGACCCAGCACCAGCGCGUCCAUACGGGUGAGAAGCCCUAUAAAUGCAUCGACUGUGGGAAGAGCUUCAGCCGCAGCUCCCAUCACAAGAGGCAUCUGAGGAGUCCUCCAGGGAAGAGGCAGGGUAAAUGCACCCACCGGGAAAGCACUACUGUUGGGAAGGUCAAAGAAACCAAAGCGUCAAAGAAGAGAACCUCGACCAUCGAGAUCCCCAACACUUGCGCUGAAUGCUGGCAAAGCUUCAGCCAGAACUCGGACCUGGUCAAACACAUGAGAAUCCACACAGGAGAGAAACCCUAUGAGUGUCCUGACUGUGGAAAAAGAUUCAAUGUCAGCUCAAACCUGAUCAGACACCAGAGGAUCCAUACAGGAGAGAAACCCUACACAUGCUCUGACUGCGGGAAAAGCUUCACUGACAAAUCCACUCUGACCCAGCACUACCGGAUCCACACGGGAGAGAAACCCUACAUAUGCACUUACUGCGGGAAAAGCUUUAGUCACAGCUCCCACCACAAAAGACAUGAGAAAAUCCACAAGGGAAGGAACUCGGUGUCCUUCCUGCCAUUGUGGCCCUACCCCACUCAAACGUUCUAAAGAAUGGGGUGCAUACUAAAGAGCCAGAAGACGAAUUGGGGUGAAAUACACAGAGAGAGAAAGUGAGCACCCUGGAGAGUGUGACCUGGAGAGUGGGAACUGCUACAUGUCAUCAGACCAGCAGUCAAACUACUCCAGUCCCAUUUCCAAAAGUUGCUAUUAACCACAUACCUCAAAGGAAGGUGUGAAAUUCCCAUAAGGGACAAUUUUGCAAUAACCUGUCCAUGGGGGGGAAAGUGGCUACCUGUUCCCAGGCUGUUAAUUGGUUGGCUUAUAUCCUCAAUAUAAAGAUCCCUUAGAAACCUUUAUCUUAGCCAUGGUAACUGUUGAUGAUAUUUUUUAUCAUUCCCAUAGAUGUGUCUAAUUCCCUUUUUUUGGAAUCCUACUCUUGUUCUCCAUAACAUCUUGUGACGGUGAGUUCAACAUGCUAGCCAUGCAUUGUGUAAAUAGUAUUUCUUGUCAGUUUUAAUUAGUACCCAUUAUUUCACUGGGCAUCUCCUUUUUCUUGUACUAUGAAAGAGGGCUAGUGGGGAACCCGAUUUACUGGUACUUUCUCUCUGCUGUUUAUACACCUAAAUCACGUGCCCUCUUUUUCAUCAUCUCACUAGACUAAAUAGUUCCAGUCUUUUCAUCCCCUUCUCAUACAGAAGUCUCUCCUGCCCUCUAACAAUUGUUGUCCUCUGUCUCUGAACCCCCUCUAAUUCUGCUAUAUCCUUUUUGAGAUGGGAUGACCAGAUCUGAAUGCAGUAUUCCUCGUUUGGGUGUCCCAUCAAUUUAUAUAGUGGCAUUAGAAUAUUCAGUAUUAUUUUCUAUCCAAGUGUUUAUCCAUACUUUAUUUUUUAUCCACUAUUGCACAUUGUGGAGAGGUUUUCAUUAAUGUCUAGUAUGACUCCUGCAUCUCUUUCCUUAGUUGUUGCACUUAAUUUAGAUCCUAGCUGUGUGUAUGAGUAGACGAUAUUGUCCCUUUUAAUGGGCCACAUGGUGCCAGUAAUUUCCAAGCAAAACUCUCUCUUUGAAUAGGGAGAUUAAUUAUAUAUCUAUAUUGGUAGAGACUUUCAAAGCAGCCUAAGGAGUUUGGAUGCCCAGGAUGUGGUUUUCAAAAGCUCCUAAGUGAUUUGUAAUGGUAUUUAGGCAUUGUUCUGCUCAGCAUUGCAACACUUAAGUCUCAUUUUCAAAGUUGACUUAAGCACUUAGGAGCCUAAUUCCCACUAAAAGUCAAGAAAAGUUGUUCUCCUAUAUCACUUAAGACCAGAUUUUCAAAGGUAUUUAGGUACUUAGAGAUGCAGAUAGGUGUCUAGUGGGAUUUUCAAAAGUGCUUAAGUGCCUAACUCUCAUUGAAAUACCCGCUCAAAUCAGUGGGUGUUAGGCAUGUAGGCAAUUGUGAAAAUCCCUUUAGGUGCCUAAAUAACUUUAAAAAUCUAGCCCUUAGGCACUUUUGAAAAUUUUACCCCGAAUUUCCAGAGCUGGGCGUCCAAAUCCCUUUAGAUGGUUUUGAAAAAUCUCAGCUGACCUCUGUCAAUCAUAAGGUUUUUUCAUAGAACCCAUCACCAUACUAUUUAAACACUUCCCAAGAAAAUGAAAUCUGAUUUUAAACUGAUGGCAUGAUCUGGCUCAAAGUGCAUUGUGUUGCACUUACCUCACUGAAUUCCAUCUGCUGUCAUGUUGUCUAGUUCAUGUAACAUUGUUAGGUCCCCUCUGAAGUAACUCAGCCUUCUUUAUACCCAAAGUAAUGCAAAUUUUGCCACCUCAGUUCUCAUAUUAAACAUUAGCCCUAGGCAUGGGCAAAGUUUGGAUGGGGCAGAGGGGAUGUUGCCCCCAAAACUGCAAGCCUUGGGCAAGUGUGGAAUUUCCCCCCCCCAGCACAGCCCCAUUGGCCUGACUGGAGCUGCCCCCCCAAAUAUAAAAGUCAAACUGUGACCAGAUGUCCUCAUUUUAUCAGGACUGUCCUGAUUAUUAUGGGCUUUGUCUUAUGUAGGAUCCUAUUUACUCCCUCACUCCUCCAUUACCACUCCCUUGUCCUGAUUUUUCACAUUUGCUGUCUGAUCACCCUAAGUAGUCCUAAUACAGGACUGUGAAGGCACCCCACUGUUAACCUCUUACAAUAUUGAAAAACUGAUUAUUUAUCCUUUUUGUUUUCUUCCUCUUAGCCAGUGUCCAAUCCAUAACAGUACAUUUCUCGUUCAUCCUGUGACUACUUGGCUGCCUUAAGAGCCUCUGCUGAGGGACUUUGUCAAAAGGUUUUUUUGAAAGUCUAAAUAAAUUAGAUAAAUGAGAA
Molecule: messenger RNA, 4310 nt
Organism: Dermochelys coriacea (leatherback sea turtle)
Lineage: Eukaryota; Metazoa; Chordata; Testudines; Dermochelyidae
Product: zinc finger protein 436-like
Exons: 2
Coding region: 1019-2035 (338 amino acids)
Biological process (GO): regulation of transcription by RNA polymerase II
Molecular function (GO): RNA polymerase II cis-regulatory region sequence-specific DNA binding; DNA-binding transcription factor activity
Source: RefSeq, a predicted model, not a curated record